AUGGAGGCUGCCCCGCCGGUCAGGCCCAGUCUCGGGGGGCUAAUGCUGAAGCUGCCACUGCCGCUGGCGUGGGACCGGGCCCGCCUGUACGAGCUGGCGCUGCUGAAGCUGUCGCUGCUGAACUGCUGGCUGGCGGGGCUGGUCCUGAAGGCCCGGGGACCUGGCGCCCAGGAUCCCCUCGUACCCCUCGCACCCCCAGCAUCUCCGGGCCGGGCAGGGCGGGGCUGGGUCGGGCUACUGCGGGGCCUGCUGCUGCUCGUGGUGCUGCUAGGGCUGCUGGGCUGCCGGCUGCUGCUGGUGGCCGGCCGGGCUCUGGGCGCGCUGCCAGGCCAGGCCCUGCGGGAGUGUAGUGAGCUCCUGACGCUCCUGUGGCGGCCGGUCCGCAGCUGUGCUGCCUUGGCCUGCGACCAUCUGCUCUACCUCGUCACCUGGACCACCUGCCUGACCUCCCACCUGCUGCAGGCCGCCUUCGAGCACACCGCCCGGCUGGCCCAGGCCCAGGACGCCCCGGGGUCCUUGUCCCAGUCCCUAGACCCCCAGCCCCCCGUCCCCGAGGCUGGACCUGUCUUGGCGGAGCUGGGAAGCCCCGGAGAAUAAAGGUGUCCCAGCUGCCUCUGCA
This is a messenger RNA of Erinaceus europaeus (western European hedgehog), 619 nucleotides long. RefSeq names its product transmembrane protein 270 (gene TMEM270). The transcript has 3 exons. Lineage: Eukaryota; Metazoa; Chordata; Mammalia; Eulipotyphla; Erinaceidae. The coding region runs from base 1 to 597 and encodes 198 amino acids. The record is from RefSeq and is a predicted model, not a curated record.